CUUAACUAUGACCUAUUAUUGGCAUUCUUGUCACGAGUCUUUGAUUCUUGUCUAUGGAUUGGGAUUAUGGGAUGAUUGUAGGUUAGAUUGAAUUCUACAUUUUAUGGUUUGUGAUUAUUGCUUUUAUGAAACGGAACGAAUUUUAAAUUAUCACAAAAUCGCUAAAAAAUAAUUAAUUUACUUACAAAUAUUUAAUAAUUUAAUAAAAAUGCCUUGUUGGUAUUAUGAUAAAAAGGAGUUAAAGAAUACACCUUCAGCAUUGGAUGGAAUCGAUUACGAGACCGAAAUGAGAUAUAGGAAAGAAGGUGCAAGAUUUAUAAUUGAUACUGGAUCAAAAAUGGACUUGGGAUACAAUACAACAGCAACGGGAGUAGUCUACUUUCACAGAUUUUACAUGUUUCAUUCUUUUAGACAGUUUCCACGCUAUGUAACAGCAUGCUGUUGUUUAUUUCUCGCUGGAAAAGUAGAGGAAACUCCUAAAAAAUGUAAAGAUAUUAUUAAGACAGCAAGGAGUUUAUUAAGUGAUACUAAAUUUGCUACAUUUGGGGAUGAUCCAAAAGAAGAAGUAAUGACUUUAGAGCGAAUAUUAUUACAAACAAUCAAAUUUGAUUUGCAAGUUGAGCAUCCUUACAGUUAUUUGCUUCGUUAUGCAAAAUGUUUGAAAGGAGAUAAAGUUAAAUUACAAAAAAUGGUGCAGAUGGCAUGGACCUUUGUCAAUGAUAGUCUCUGCACAACUCUUGCACUGCAAUGGGAACCUGAAAUUAUAGCAGUAGCAUUAAUGUAUUUAGCUGGAAAAUUAAGUCAAUUUGAAGUUAUCGACUGGGUUGGCAGAACCUCAAAACAUCUAAGGUGGUGGGAUAUGUUUGUCGAAGAUGUAACUAUGGAUUUAUUAGAAGACAUAUGCCAUCAGGUUUUAGAUUUGUACUCACAGCCAACUCCAGAUCCACCUCCAGAUAGCCCUCCUCUAAUGUCGAAGUCAGCGAGUUUGGUUCCUGUAUCGGGCAAAUCAGCCAAUGGUCAAGAAAAAGAUAAAAUUGUUACACCCCCAGAACCCAUUAUUACAAAUACUAAAGCAACUGCUGUAACUGAAAUUCCUUCUUAUGUUUACCCUCCUACAUAUUCAGGUGCUCCUACCCAUGCUGCCUCAUUUCCACCUGCUUUUGCAAAUCAUGUUCCUGUAACAGUACCAGGACCACCUCAUUUAGCAGGUCCCCCUCCAGGUCCACCGCCGUCUCAUAUAACUGCUCCACCCGGUGUGCCUUUUGCCUCUUAUAUUGCUCCUCCCCCUCAUUAUACACCUGUUGCAACUGCUCCUCCAUUUUAUCAAUCAACACCUGCUCCUUUGCCUUCCCAACCCCAUCGUCCAUACUAUCCACCGCCUCCCUAGCUGACGAUUUACGAAGUUGUUUUAUUUAGACCAUAAUAAAAACAACUAAAAUUAAUGUCAUGAUCAAUAAUAAGAAGCACAAUUUUCAGUGCGGAAUUAGGCUGGUAACAAAAUGGAUUAUUUAAAUUUGUGAUUAUAUUAGUUUUAAGGUAAAUAAUUUUAAUAAUUUUAUAAAAGAAGACUAUAAAAUACAUAUGUAAGAGCUUGAUACUGUGAGAGGCUUUCCAACAGAUUUUGCACAAGAUGUUUGAUAUUUUCCUUUUGUCCAAAAAUUGCUGUAUAAUAUUUUUAUUUCAAGCUAUAAUCAUUGAUGUAUAAUUGAAAAAAAAAUCGAAUUGUUACAAAUACUUUAAUAAACAUUCAGCAGAUUUUUUU
Molecule: messenger RNA, 1762 nt
Organism: Agrilus planipennis (emerald ash borer)
Lineage: Eukaryota; Metazoa; Arthropoda; Insecta; Coleoptera; Buprestidae
Product: cyclin-K
Exons: 4
Coding region: 209-1387 (392 amino acids)
Biological process (GO): positive regulation of DNA-templated transcription, elongation; regulation of transcription by RNA polymerase II
Cellular component (GO): nucleus; cyclin/CDK positive transcription elongation factor complex
Molecular function (GO): cyclin-dependent protein serine/threonine kinase activator activity
Source: RefSeq, a predicted model, not a curated record